CUGACUGGUUGAGAGAAUCACGUGACGUUAUCCACUGUUGAGCGUUUUACAAAGUACCCGCCAGCGCGGCAUAUUCAACAUUUAAGCCUCAGAGCAGCUGUUCCUGUCCUGCCCAGUCUUUGAUAUAUAUAUUUAUUAUUUCACUUUUUCUUUAAUCACCACGUAUAGAAGAUAAACAUGGACUGUGUGGACUAUCCAAGAGUUUUUCCUAAUUCACCGAGGAAAGCACGGGGACAGAUUCAGGUCAUCUUUGGACCCAUGUUUUCAGGCAAAAGUACUGAAUUAAUGCGAAGAGUCCGUCGUUUCGAAAUAGCCCAGUAUAACUGCCUAGUAGUCAAAUAUGCAAAGGACACACGCUAUUCUGACUCAGGCAUGGCAACACAUGACAAAAACACAAUGGCAGCGAUACCUGCCAAUCGCCUGGAGGAUGUGCGACAUUUUGCUCUGAAAGCCUGUGUUAUUGGAAUUGAUGAAGGCCAGUUUUUUCCAGACACAGUGGAGUUUUGUGAAGAGAUGGCCAAUUUAGGAAAGACAGUCAUUGUAGCUGCUUUGGAUGGGACCUUCCAGAGAAAGCCUUUUGGAAACAUUCUGAACCUGGUUCCUCUGGCUGAGAGCGUGGUGAAGCUGCACGCCGUCUGCAUGCAGUGUUACAAAGAAGCUGCCUACACCAAGAGGAUAGGAGCGGAGAAGGAGGUGGAGGUGAUCGGAGGAGCUGACAAGUACCAGGCAGUGUGUCGAAGGUGUUAUGGAGGUCUAAUGGGCGACAAAGAGAACAGUGCUCCAUUCAGGAAUGAAACUCCACAUAAUGUUGCAGCUGAAAAACUCACAGACUCUGGGAUCCCCAGGAAGCUUUUCUCCUCUCUCCACCUCUGACCACUGAAAUGAGACUGUUUGAGAGCAUUGCUGGAUCUCAACACUCAUUCAUAAGUGAUUUUAUGUGAUGUAUAAUUGGGGCAGUGCAGUCUAAUAUGUUGUGCUUCAUUUGAUAGACAGCACCUGAUAGCCUUAAAUGAGUGCAUUACUAAGUUACUCACUUGCACAUUCACCAUCUGUAGUAUCAACUAUAUGUUUUUAAAUUAUUUUGAUAAACAAAGUCAACUGUCUUGUUUUCAUUAUGUAAGUUGACUCCUCGUUUGACUAUUUGAGAAGCGAUAUCUCGUCAAAUGAUCUUUUUAACACUUAAAAUAAGAUCAAGUGGUUCUCCCUUCCUGCCUUUUUAAAUCCUGUAUGUUUUCAAAUCGGUGCACUAACUGUGAGAGGUGUAACCCUAUAACUUCACAUACUACAGGAGACCAAAAUAACCUACUCAAAUCCUGGCAUGCUCCAAGGAUGAGAUGUUGGCUGGCAGGCUGGGAUGGAAAAGUAUAUCCUACACACUAAAUAAAACCUGUAUCACUUCAGUA
Messenger RNA from Notolabrus celidotus (New Zealand spotty), 1403 nucleotides. It is a transcript of the gene tk1, whose product is annotated as thymidine kinase 1, soluble. NCBI's taxonomy places the organism in Eukaryota, Metazoa, Chordata, Actinopteri, Labriformes, Labridae. The record is from RefSeq and is a predicted model, not a curated record. The transcript has 7 exons. Gene Ontology annotation, biological process: thymidine metabolic process. The coding region runs from base 178 to 873 and encodes 231 amino acids. Gene Ontology annotation, molecular function: ATP binding; thymidine kinase activity.